Messenger RNA from Alnus glutinosa, 2505 nucleotides. RefSeq names its product receptor-like protein 4. The transcript has 9 exons. Gene Ontology annotation, molecular function: protein binding. The record is from RefSeq and is a predicted model, not a curated record. The coding region runs from base 44 to 2149 and encodes 701 amino acids. Lineage: Eukaryota; Viridiplantae; Streptophyta; Magnoliopsida; Fagales; Betulaceae.
AUCUCAUGUAACCAGUACAACCACCGGAAGAGUCGGAACUCAAAUGGAAGUCAAAAGAAAGCCACAACUUCUCAAGUCAAUCUUGGGCACCAAAAUCAGCACCUACUGUCACAGUCUUCCCCCAUUCAUUCAAAGCGCUAACAAAACUUCCCCGCUAAUCUCGCAUUAUUUAUUAUUAUUAUUCUUAACUCCUUUUCCACUUUAUUUCGCAUUCAGUCCGAACACACACACUCCACCACCCAAACGUGACACGAUGUCCCUUCUCCCCCUCUUCCUCUUCCUCUUCUUCCUCUCCUUCUCCCGUAUUCCGCUCCUCUCUUCCUCCGACCCCUACGAACUUUCUUACUACAUUGACUGCGGCGGGCCCACCAACAGCACGGACCCCUUCGACAUCACGUGGCUGUCGGACCGCUUCUACAGCGGCGGGGCAUCCGGGAUUGUCUCGGAGCCAUUGCGCUUCCGUCACCCGCAGGAGAAGACGCUCCGCUACUUCCCCCUCUCCUCCGGCAAGAAGAACUGCUACUCCGUUCCGCUCCCCGACGGCCGUUACUAUGUCCGUACAUUUACCGUCUACGACAACUACGACGGUAGGUCGCACUCCCCCUCCUUCGACGCCUCCGUGGAGGGCACGCUCGUCUACAGCUGGCGCUCCCCCUGGUCCGAGUCAAUUGCUCGCGACGGCGCGUACUCCGAUCUCCUUGCUUACGUCUCCGACGGCCACGUCGACGUAUGUUUUUACAGCAUGGCCACCGACCCGCCCGUCGUCGGGUCGCUCCAGAUCAAUCAAAUCGACCCGCUCUCGUACGACUCCGCAUCGUCCGGGAGGAGCCACGUCCUCGUCAACUACGGUAGGUUCAGCUGCGGGUCGGACCAAUGGGGCCCGGGAUUCACUAACGACACCGACCUCUUCGGCCGAUCCUGGCAGUCCGACGAGGAGUUCCGACCCCAAACCCCAACCGUCUCCUCCCAAGCGUUCAGAACCAUGUCCACAAGCAAUUCCAUAAGCGGGACCAUCGCGCCGCCGAACUACUUCCCGAUGAAGCUGUACCAGACGGCGGUGACGAUCGGCGGGAACAGAGCGCUGGUGUACGAGCUUCCGGUGGACGCGAAGCUGGACUACUUGGUGUGGUUCCACUUUGUGGAGAUGGAUUCGAGCGUGACGAAAGCGCAACAGAGAGUGUUCGACGUGGUGGUGAACGGGAAGAACGUGAACAGGAUCGAUAUACACAAGGAGGUCGGAAGCUUCGUGGCAUACACUUGGCACUACACGGUGAAGAAUCUGAGCAGCACUACGCUGACCGUGAGGCUGGUGCCGGUGAUUGGCGCGCCGGUGCUUUGCGGGCUCGAGAAUUACGCUCUGGUUCCGGUUGAUCUUUCCACAGUGCCUGAGCAAGUGAUUGCUAUGAAAGCAUUGAAGGAUUCACUUCGCAUUCCGGAUAGAAUGGGUUGGAAUGGUGAUCCUUGUGCUCCUACAAAUUGGGAUGCUUGGGAGGGGGUUACAUGCCAUCUCAACAAGAACGAAACGGCCCUCGUUAUAUCUCAAAUAGAUCUUGGAAGUCAAGGCUUGAAAGGAUACAUUAGUGACCAGAUCAGUCUUUUGUCAAACUUGGUAAGCCUGAACUUAAGUUCUAAUUCUUUGGGGGGUACAUUACCAUCUGGGCUAGGUCAAAAAUCCCUCAUACAGCUGGAUUUGUCAUACAAUCAGUUCACAGGGUCGAUUCCAGAUAGUCUUGCUUCUUCAAAUCUGCGGCUGGUGCUAUUGAAUGAUAACUUACUAGAAGGGCGAGUACCAGAGGAACUUUAUUCAAUUGGUGUGCAUGGUGGAGCUAUUGACCUCUCUGGUAACAAAGGUCUGUGUGGUAUGCCUCCUUUGCCAGAAUGUCCUCUAUUCUGGGAAAAUGGUGGCUUAUCUACCAAGGGUAAAAUUGCGAUAGGCUUGUCAUGUCUUCUUGUUGUCUGUGUGCUGCUGCUGGUGAUAUACAUGCUCUGCAUCAGAAGGGGUAGACAUGAUUAUGACUUUGCUCUACCUCAAGAUUUAAUGUCACUUUCCGCAAAGAGAAACAGGUAUCAGAGGCAGAAAUCCUUGAUGCUUCUUGAGAUGGAGAGCCAACAUGCGAAAGGACUGCCAUCACCUCUCACACCCUAUUAAUUGAGUAUUAAAAAAAGUAGAAUAUUCACAUUGAGUCUUCCCCUCACCAAAGAGGCAUAGCAAGUCAAUGUUUAGCUUUGAUUACACGAGACGAUGAGAUAUGAUGUUGUGAUCGGCUGCUGCUUCAGAAGGAUUAUUUUCAUAGUUUUGGCUUUUCUUAACAAUUUCUUCUGAAAUGGGUCACGGUUUGUGGAAUCCAGUGUAUCUAGCUCUCACCUAAAACAAGCAGAUAAAGGCCCCCAGUGUAUCAUAUGCAAUUUGCAGCAUUUGAUGAAUAUCUGAUGUAAAUUCAAUAGUGCAAUGUAUGUAAUGACACCACAUUUUAUACCAACUGGACACCCGAUUCAUUUUGUCGA